CUUUAGCAAAGUGACGAGCAUGGUACUGCUAAAGGCACUGUUAAAAAAUCUCGUAUUACGGAAAAUACAACUCAUCAAUGGCAUUAUGGCUACGAGUGACUACUUGCGGAAAAUAAGGAAAAUAGCCAGCAAUGUGCUAGCCCUACAUGAUGAAGUAACACAGGCUUUGCAAGAUGGGAUGCUCACGCUGCAACCAAACGGCAAAUACCUGUGUGUCUGCAAAUCAGAAAUCAUGAGAUCUUCUAUAAAGAAACACCUUGCUUCUGAUAAACACAAGAACCACUUCGAGACAAAAUGGAUUGUGCUAGCCACACUACCUCUCUCUCUCUUACUUUUUAUUUUUCCUCUUUCUGUCUCGCUUUCUUUUCUUUCUUUCUUUUUUAUGGAUUCAUUUACUUACUCUAUCUCUAUCUCUUUCGCCCUUCCCCUUCCUCAAAGUGUGAAGUUGCACAGGCUUUGCAUGAUGGGACGCUCACGCUGCAGCCAAACGGCAAAUACCUAUGCGUAUGCAAAUAAAAAAUCUUGAAAUCUUCCAUAAAGCAUCACUUUGCUUCUGAUAAACACAAGAUGGCUACACAGAAGCUUCUCGAAGAGACAGAAAGGAAUGAAACACUGAUUACAGCCUACGCCAUAACGUCAGACGAGCCAGGGCAUGUUUACGUGUUUAACUACGACUUCAAAGGUGACAAGAUGGAACGCCUCGGAGCCAAUGAGGACUCGAACAACCUGCUGGAGACCUUCACUCGCAUGGGCUACGAGGUCUCCCUGCUCGAGAACCUCAGCGCGCAGAAGACGAUGGCGGAGGUAGACCGCAUUAGGAGCGACCCGGCCCUCGCCAACGUCGACGUCCUCGUCAUGGUUUUCCUCAGCCACGACAUAGGGUCUUUCAAAUUCAUGGCUGGGGACAUGACGAAGCUUGACCUCCGACAAAUCCGCAGGAAGUUCACAGACUCACUAUGUCCCAACUUGGAAGGAAAGCCGAAAAUUUUCUUCGCGAAUUUCUGCCGCAAAAAUGGCCUCCAUAUACAGACGGACGGCGUCAAGCCCACAAGGGAUAUGGUGACCAUCCACGCGGCCCAAGACGGGCUCUCAGCGGUGCGCAACCCUUGCAAUGGCAACCUUUUCGUUUGGGCUCUGUGCUCUGUGCUGGAGAAACACGCAGCCGACAAAAAUCUGCGGGAUAUCUACUUUGAGCUUGAAAAGAAAAUGACGAAAUCGAAGAGGACUGUGCCUCACUGGGAGGACGAUGUUUUCCGAGAUUUCUAUUUCACGCAAAAGGCAUUUAACAAGGCUAGAGCAAGAAUCCCAUCGAAUAUAAAUAACGGGAAUUGUUAUUUGAUCUGCACACUGCAUACUACUACUAAUAGUCACUAUUACUAUUACAUUAUAUAAAGUUUAUGCUUAGACUUUUUCAGGGUUAACGCCAUUCGUGCGGAUUAGAUACACUCUCAGUCCAGCAAGAAAACUUGAACAACCGAACUCCUGCUUUAAACGGUUACAGCGUUGUAAGCUCUAUUAAGCGUCAAGCCUGAAAAAAACUCUAAAAAUAAAAAUAAAGGGAUAAUGGAAAAGUUUUAAGAGAUUAUGUUUUACAGUUGAACAUAUAAGACGGAUAUUGGAACGCGGCAGGUCCUAUUGUAUGGGUUUGGGUGUAAAUUAAUUGAUUGUAUUGGUUUAUUUAUCCUUUUAUUAUAUGUUUUAAAAGUCUGUUCGCAUUCAAAGUUGUGCUUAAAUUGAGUUCAAUUUGUGAAUCAUUAUUGGUUUAAUAGUAUAUAUGACCAAGUGUCCACAGUCGCUACGUUUCACAUUGUUUUAUAGAAGUUAUGGAUGAUCAUAUAGAAAUUGUUUUUCAUCAGUUAUAGGAUAUAAAGGAAGAAUCAGCAAGAUAUGUUUUUUUUAUUAUUUUUUUUUCCCUCCAGAAUCCACUGAAAUAUUCGUUUAGUAAACAAUUUCCAACAAAAAAGGACGAGGCCGCAGCGAUAAUGCAGAUAAUGAUAAUGAUUAUCAUUAUUUCUAGCACCAGUGUCAGUGACAUUGUCACUAUCAUUAUUAUUGUUAUUGUUGUUAUGAUGAUGAUGCCACUGUUAUGUCACUGUGGUGGUGUCACUGAUAUUAUGUCAUUGUCAGUAAAUAAUGUGUGACAUACAGUAAGAAAUCCAAAUUUUCCUUAAAGUGAUUUAUUCAUUCAAAAUUGUGGAAAACUCCGUAUAUGACAAUCAUGAUUGCAGCAUAAAAAAAGUAUGGAGUGGUUACCUUGACGAAAACCACGACACUUUUCAUCUAUGGCAAAAGGUGCACAAAUCGAAAAUAAAGGAGAUACAGGACAGAGAAGACAAGAUCGUCCCCUUCUAUGCGUACCUUGCAAGGACCCAAACAAAUGUGACGCGUUACUCAUUAUUGCGAUCUUUCAAUGAGUCCAUGUUUGUGAGAACGAUUAUUUUGUAAGUACCAGCGGCUGUUUUUUUUCCGGAUACAUGUAUGUAAUGCAUUUUUUGUUUUUGUUUUAUUAUACUUCCUUUACAUGCUUUGGUAAUUAUUUACGCUAUUCUGUACAAUGAGUUUGUGCGAAGCGCAGAUUUUGCGACGAUUCCGGGUCAUUUUUAAAGCCAUAUGGUGCAUAUGUAGAACAAAUAGACAUUAGUCUCUAUCACGUCCUGAUAUUUUAGUCCAUCAAGUGCUCCUCAUGCCGAAAAAAGUUAUUUGAAACCAAGCAAUUCUUAGACGGAGUUUCGGUAAGUAAAGGUAUGUGGUUUUACCAUGGGGGUUCAGGGAGACAGAUCCCCUGGCUAAGUAAUAUAUAGAUCGUAUUCUCUUAAAGCCACGGGGGCUAGCGAAUAUAUAGAUAGUAGUGUGUAAAUCCCACAGGGUUAAGGUUAGCUUUGUUUAUUGGUUAGGAUGCUAGUACGAUUCCCACAAGGUAUCUGGAUUAUGUGAAAUCCCGUAGAUUCUUACCGAACGACGGGUAUGAUAAGUUCUUUUUUUUUUUCUUCGAACGUUGACGCGUCUGUCCGAAGAAUUUUAAAGAUUGCCGUAGAGUUUCAUUAGGCAAUUUUAAGCGUUUUUCUGUGCUUGUUUUUACACAUUUCUGGUCUCUAUUUGUUUCAACUUGUUUUACCCCGUAAUUUCCCUGAUCUAUUCCAUGCCCUCCCCAGGUAUGAGAAAUUAACCAAAAUGGUUUAGUACGAAUAGUCCCAUCAUCAUUUUUCUGUUAUGACAUACCUUUAUUUGCUUAUCAAGUGACAAAAUUUCAUAGAUAGGUAAAUAGAUAAUUAUGUAAAUAUAUAACUGUUAUCUGAUUAUGUUUACUAAUACGAAAAAAAACCCUUUAAUAUU
Penaeus indicus is the source of this 3333-nucleotide messenger RNA. Its product is annotated as caspase-2-like. Gene Ontology annotation, biological process: proteolysis. The record is from RefSeq and is a predicted model, not a curated record. The transcript is spliced from 6 exons. The coding region runs from base 568 to 1392 and encodes 274 amino acids. NCBI's taxonomy places the organism in Eukaryota, Metazoa, Arthropoda, Malacostraca, Decapoda, Penaeidae. Gene Ontology annotation, molecular function: cysteine-type endopeptidase activity.